This is a messenger RNA of Talaromyces amestolkiae, 822 nucleotides long. RefSeq lists its product as uncharacterized. NCBI's taxonomy places the organism in Eukaryota, Fungi, Ascomycota, Eurotiomycetes, Eurotiales, Trichocomaceae. The coding region runs from base 1 to 822 and encodes 273 amino acids. Gene Ontology annotation, biological process: mycotoxin biosynthetic process. The transcript has 3 exons. The record is from RefSeq and is a predicted model, not a curated record.
AUGGUGUCAACCCAAGAAAGCGGCGAUAGCAAGGCCUAUGCCCUGAUUCGAGACAACAGCGACGACGAUAUUGAAGAGCCUUUUUUACAUGAUACCAACAUCAGUAGACGAGUCAAGCAUGGCAAGAUUAUCCGAUCACCGGUGUGGGCAGUGAUGACAUCAACAAAGAGAUAUACUGGCACAUAUGAGACAGGGUUUGACACAGAACUCGAAGAAAUGAAACCAUCCAUCAAACUACACCAAAAACGUUACACCAGUGCCAUCCGCGACCUCCCCAACGGCACUCUAUACAUGGCUUUCAACACCUCCGAACCGCAAUACGUCGGGCCCCCCUCCCCCGAAAUCGACGCUGCCUGGAACUCUCUCCUGCAAGGGCGCUACAUCCACUUCACCACCAACGAAACCACCUGGCUCAACUCCGACCACGAGCUACCCAUACUCGAGCAACUCCCCUCCCACGGCUCCUCAAUCCCGACAACAGGAUACUAUGGGGGGCCCGACAUGCUACACAGUCUGCACUGCAUCAACGCUCUGCGCCAACACAUUGACAUGGAUUAUUACCACAAUGAGCAUGUGGCGUGGUUACCGGAGGAGUAUAGGAGGAUGCAUAUUGAUCAUUGUCUGGAGCAGCUGAGACAGGCGACAUUGUGCCAUGGCGAUAUGACUCCAGUCACGCUCAAGGCGAUUUGGAUGGAUACACCGCGGUGGGCGGCGUUGGGGCAGACGGAGAGGAUGCAUACGUGUAGGGAUGGGAUGGCGUUGAGGGAGGCUACGUGGGACAGAGGGGAAGAGGUGGGGAGGAUUUCUUUUGGAGGGAAGUAG